Molecule: messenger RNA, 810 nt
Organism: Acanthoscelides obtectus
Lineage: Eukaryota; Metazoa; Arthropoda; Insecta; Coleoptera; Chrysomelidae
Source: the annotation of a GenBank genome assembly
AUGGAACUCAACCGAGAACAUUUUCACGCCAUAAUUUAUUACAACUUUCAGAGACAAUUAUCGCAACAAGAAUGCCUUGCUGAGUUACUGUCUGUUUUUGGCCACGAAGCGCCACAUCAUCAUAACGUCGAUCCCAGGGUGGGUGCACCAAAAACGGCAGUCAACCAGGAAAACGUCGAUGCUGUGCGCAAACUGAUCAUUGAAGAUAGAUAUGUGACAUAUCGCGAAAUUGAGGCGUCCUUAAAAUUAGUUUCUCUCAGGGUUAAUUGGUGUCAAAAAACGCUUGACCGUUUCAAUUCCGGAAACUCAAAAAAUGUGUACAGCGUUGUUAGUAGUGAUGAAUCGUGGAUUUACUGUUAUGAACCAGAAAAUAAACGACAGUCGGCCGUUUGGGCGAAGAAGAUGGUCGCGACAUUUGUGUCAAAAGCGGGUCAUAUUGCAACAAUUCCUCUUAGUGAGCAAAGAACUCUUCGAAAAAUCAACCCCGAAAGAAGAAUCAUCCUCCACCAAGACAAUGCAAGCUCGCACACAGCCCAAAAAACAAGGCAGUAUUUAACGGAAGAAAACGUGGAAUUAUUGGACCAUCCUCCAUAUAGUCCCGAUCUAAGUCCUAACGAUUUCUUUACUUUCCCGAAAAGUAAAAACAGACUGCGUGGUCAAAGGUUCCACUCACCAGAAGAAGCACUUGACGUAUUCAAAAAUGCCGUUUUGGAUCUGCCAGCAAACGAGUGGAAUAAGUGCUUCGAAAAUUGGUUCGAGCGCAUGCAGAUGUGUAUUAAUCUUCAUGGGGGAUGCUUCGAAAAACAAUAA